Messenger RNA from Prorocentrum cordatum, 769 nucleotides. NCBI's taxonomy places the organism in Eukaryota, Dinophyceae, Prorocentrales, Prorocentraceae. The record is from the annotation of a GenBank genome assembly.
GCGCCACCUCUUGGCCAUAAGCGCGACGAUGAGAGACAUUGUGGACACGCCGAGGGCGGCUGGUGACGAGCUCGACACGACGCUGGAGGCAGUGGGCAUGGGGCGAAGCAGGGAGAAGCAGGUCACGGGCGCAUUUAUGCAGGAGACGCGCUCAACUGACUGCAAGAAGUGGUUGAAGCUGAAGAGCCAGGGGUUGCGCGGUCCCGAGGCGGUGCGAGGCGGCAGGGACAGCGUUCUACUCUCUGGGCGCGUCCUGGAGCUUGUCUACACCAUGCCGCUGGAAGAGGGCGGCAUUUCACGGAGCAGUGGCGGGGCCACUAAGUGGCUCGACGGCGGCAGCGCGAAGAGCAUGGCGACGGAGCAGGUGCUGGCGCAGUGGGAACUGGGGGACACGAAGACGGAGCUACUGGUGCGCAGGCUGAGGUGGUAUCAGAGUUGGGCUUUACGGUGGCGGCAUCGUGCGCAGCUGCUCUCCACGCUGUUUGCUGAUCUACCUGGCAUCAACGCAGUCGCAACUUGCGCGGAGGAGUGUCAUUCGCAGUCGGCAUCUCCAUGGGCGGUUCGAGUUGGGGCACGCGCCUCAGAGGCGGUCGACUCGAUGGAGGACGACGCCGACAUUCUCGAGGAGCUCGGCAGGGCACCGUGGAUGCUGGAGGCCGACCAAUACUUGGCUACGCAGUUCGCGAGCCUGGAUUUCGCCAGGGUGCGUGCGAGCAAGUAUACAGUAUCAAUCCCAAUUGCUGGUGCUCGGCAGGCAGAGCAGCGGACG